Messenger RNA from Verruconis gallopava, 2167 nucleotides. RefSeq lists its product as uncharacterized. NCBI's taxonomy places the organism in Eukaryota, Fungi, Ascomycota, Dothideomycetes, Venturiales, Sympoventuriaceae. The coding region runs from base 510 to 1241 and encodes 243 amino acids. The transcript has 2 exons. The record is from RefSeq and is a predicted model, not a curated record.
UUUUUUUUUUUUGGACAAUGUCUACGAGUACUUUGCUGCUAGGAAAUGUGGCUGGAAAUGCGUUCAUACGGCGGAUCACGAAAGAAAGUUUCGGAAAGAGGCCUUGACGGUAUCGAAACAGCGCCUAUAGUAUACAUAAUCUUCUCUGCGUCUGUCCUGAUGGUCUUGUUUUAUUCCUUUGCCGCCAAACUAGUUAACCACUACUCUAUCCCUCCUUGAGAACCCAGUACGUGUGGAGGAAUGCAGAAUGUACCGUGUCGAAGCGUGGAUUCAGCCACUUUCGUCACUCUUGCUGGGAUUGAUUUAGCACCCGUGGCCUGGACACGCAGCUCUUGGGUCUGCCCAAGGAAAAAAGAAAGCAACAGAACUACUUGGGGCGGGUAAAUGCACAAUGGCGAAUGAUUAAGCUAGAUUCCCCACAAUCCCCUCCUGCCUUGUAAGCGCACAUAUUGAUAUGGAUUAUUCUGUACUAUUAUAGCUUGCAUCUACAUCUUCACCGUACGCCCACGAUGCCACUGCGUUCGAUUCUAAUCAUCAAUCCGAACAGCACGCGGUCUAUGACCGAUGCGCUUGUGCCGCUGGUCGACGCACUUCGGCUCAACGAGACGUCCUGCGCGUACUUUACGGCGCCGUCGGGCCCUAGGUCCAUCAACAACGAAGACGAUGCCGCCGAGAGCGCAAAGCACUGUCUGCCUGUGCUACGCGAGACGAACGCGUUCGAACAGCACGACGGCUUUCUGGUAGCUUGCUACAGCAAGCACCCACUCGUGCACCUUCUCAAGGACGAACCGGCCAUCCGGGCGAGCAACAAGCCCGUAACGGGCAUCUUUGAGUCCUCUGUCGCCACCUCCCUGCAGCUCAUCCACCCGCGAGAGAAGUUUGGCAUCGUGAGCACGGGCAAGGUGUGGGAAGAGAUCCUAACCGAUGCUGUAGAUUCUUUCCUGGGAUGCGAGGGCGGCAAAAGGUUUGCUGGCGUGGAAACGACGGGCCUGAACGCCACGGAGCUGCAUGACGCUCCGCAGGAGGAGGUCGAGCGGAGAGUGAAGGAGGCGUGCAAGAGACUGCUGGGCAAAGGCGAUGUGGGCGCCAUCUGCCUGGGAUGUGCGGGCAUGAGCGGCAUGGACGAUUGGGUGAGGAGCGCGGCGAUUGACACAUUGGGUCCGGAGCGGGGAGGGCGGGUGAGAAUCGUAGAUGGUGUCAAGGCCGGUGUUGCUUGGCUUGACGGCGCGCUCCAGCUGUGAGAGCGUCCGAAGAGAAGCAAGUUAAUUUGCAGGAAAGAAAAAUUGCUGUAGCUGAAAGAACGAACCGAUGGCUCCGCUCGAACUCGGUUCUGUUUGAACACCGCCUCAAGCCAGAGCACCACGCUCCGGCCGAUGCUCAGUCACGCUCAAAUUGGAACUUUGACGUUUCCGUCUCUACGAUCAUCGGGUUCUCAUCUGGCGUCGGCGCCUCGAAGCCAGAGCAGUACCUGUCAAGAAGUCUCUCGGAGAUGUCCAGCGCGUUGUCCGCACCCUUCGCUUCCUUUGCUCUCGUCUGGAUUCGCUGCCACAAGAACUCUUUUCGGGCCUGCAGAUACACGAGCUGAUGACGGCCACCUGCUCCAUGCCGCCUCAGCAGCUCGUAGCACCUUUCGCGAUCUUUGCGAGCCCAAAAUGAUCGAUCUAGCACAACGUCCUCUUUCUGCUUGAGCAGCUCGACGAACUUUUCCUCGAGAAGAGCCUCGGCGUCGUCCAGCAGAGCUUGGUAUUCGCGUCUGGGGUAGUCGACGCCGCAGAUGCCUCGUGCUUCGAAGACGAGCUGGUCAAUAGACAGCCUGUGAAAGCCUGGAUAUUGCUUGGUUAUAGCCUUGGCCAGCGUUGACUUGCCAGCGCCUGCUAUGCCACACAUCAUGACGACUCGGGAGCCGUCGGCCGGCGUUGUAAGGAAUUCGUGUAGUUGAUCGAGCAUCACCGACACGCUUGUCUCCAUGUCUCUGAGAUCUGACAAGGGCUAACGGUUCUGACGGUGUGUGCCCCUUUUAAAUCGCUAUGAAAUAUCCGCGCCAAAAGAAAAAAAAGUUUUUGAAUAGAUUACUUAGCCCGUCAAUGUACAUGCAAAUAUGCCGUUUUGUCCUAGAGCUGAGUCACAGCAAGGCCAAUCGGCCAAGAAGCAAGUAUGAAUCAUCAAG